Rodentolepis nana is the source of this 573-nucleotide messenger RNA. Lineage: Eukaryota; Metazoa; Platyhelminthes; Cestoda; Cyclophyllidea; Hymenolepididae. The record is from the annotation of a GenBank genome assembly.
UUAGCGCGCGACGCCGUGGAAAAAACGUGGUCCUUUUCUCAAUCGCAGCUUGCGAGAGCCGAUUCUAUGUUGUCCACCUCCGCACCACCUUCUUCAAUUCUUAGUCCGCGUCGCCAAAUUGUGGUGGCAGGUGUCAUAUCACCUACUUCUGACGGCUACUCCAAAGCAGGUUUAGCUUCUGCGGAGUCUCGGUGUCGACUAGCGCGCUUGGCUUGUUCUACCUCUUCGGAUUGGAUUGCCGUGGAUUCCUGGGAGGCCUCUCAACCAAACUGGACCCCUACGAGAGAAGUACUGGAGCAUCUGCAAGCCAGACUAACGAGAAUUAGCAGACAGCUGAGUAGUGAAGCCGGAAGUUCUAUGAGAACUAAUUCUCCUGAAGGGUCGAAGGUAGACAAUUUGGAAGAUCCCAGGUUUGGAGAACCUAGUGAUGAAACGGGGAAGAACGGAGCUGAUCAAAGGAGCGUGCGCCGUGCACUUAACGACACCGACAGCAGUACCUGCAACGUCGCGAAACAUAAAUUGCAACUCCUCUUUAGAGGCUACUCAUGUCUCAUCAUCGAUAUUCCAGAGUGA